Molecule: messenger RNA, 1578 nt
Organism: Talaromyces stipitatus ATCC 10500
Lineage: Eukaryota; Fungi; Ascomycota; Eurotiomycetes; Eurotiales; Trichocomaceae
Product: alkaline dihydroceramidase Ydc1, putative
Exons: 3
Coding region: 211-1017 (268 amino acids)
Biological process (GO): ceramide biosynthetic process; ceramide catabolic process
Cellular component (GO): endoplasmic reticulum membrane
Source: RefSeq, a predicted model, not a curated record
UCGCCCACUUAUAUACCACACUCUCUCUAUUCACUGCUCGAAAAAAAUAGUCUUUUUGUGGAGUAUUUACUGCAGUUAUAUCCUUUAUUCUUGCUGAGCGCUUUGUCCGGUUACUUAUUCACGGUUCUGUGUUAAGCAGACCGUGAGCGAUCCCACUUCGAUCUUGAAGCUUUGAUCGCUCGCUACUUGAGCCUUAUUGAAAUAAGGAAAAUGGCAGAGCAUUGGCCCCAUCUUCCUUUUAUUCCCUACCCUCCUUCCAAGGCUGGAUACUGGAGUCCCGUGACAUCAACCUUGAAUUGGUGCGAAGAGGACUACUAUGCGACACCUUAUUCCGCAGAGAUUGUGAACUCCUUGACGAAUUUACUGUUUUUGUUAUUGGGAAUCAAGGGAGUGUUAAAUGUGCGAAAACAUGGCCACGACAAGGUUUUUGAGGUCGCUUUCUACGGAUACUUGCUUGUUGGGACUGGCAGUUUUCUGUUCCAUUCGACAUUGAAGUAUCCUAUGCAGUUGGUCGAUGAGCUCUCAAUGAUCUAUACCACAUGUCUCAUGUGUUACGCUUCCUUUUCAUACUCGAGAUCAGCACCAGUCAGAACUUUCCUUGCUGUUGCUCUUACUGGCCUCGCGGUUUUCAUCACACUAUACUACCAUUACCUGCAAGACCCCGUCUUCCACCAGAACGCCUAUGCGCUUCUCACCACCAUCGUCGUUCUCCGAAGCAUGUACACCAUGGAAGUCGCCCUGCGCCCGAAAUGGCGCAAAUCGCGCGAAGAAGAUCGAGCAGCUCGUGAGAAGCAGGGUCUUCCGGUCCCUAGCAAGGAGAGACAAGAAUACGAGAAUGCGCGCGACCUCAAGACGCUGAAGACAAUGUGGUUCAUGGUGGUCUAUGGUCUGGCAAUGUUCCUUGGCGGUUUUGCAAUCUGGAAUUUGGAUAAUUUCUUCUGCAAUACGUUACGAAGUUGGAGGCAGCAGAUUGGUUUACCGUGGGGUAUUUUGCUUGAAGGUCAUGGUUGGUGGUGAGUUUGCCCUUAUUACGACCCUCAUGGUGCUCUUUCCAUAGAAUAACUGACUUUGUGCUAUAGGCAUCUCAUGACUGGAAUUGGCGCGUACCUCUAUAUAAUCUGGGGGAUCUGGCUACGACACAUCCUAAACGGAGAACAAGACGAAUACACGCUUAUAUGGUCGCAUACGUGGAACUUCCCCGAAAUCGUCCGCUCUCCAGCUGCUUCCUCGAAAAAGGUCAAAUAGAUUCUGAGUGCGGAUUCUACGAGCUGGGCUCUUACCGAUUGAUUCGGUACUUGUAGGGGUGAUCCUGUGUGUAUCACAUGUGUGUAUGUGCAUACAAGAUGAUGGCGCAAUGCGAUGAUUGGCGGGCUCUGAUCAGUUUUUAUAGACGGAAAUGCUUGAUGGGUGUCCACUGUUCCCUCAGUCUUUGUAUUUGUCCCUAUUCCCAAGGGAACUGAAAGAUGAAAGCAAACGAGGGGUUUGCUCUACCCUCUGAAUGGUAUGGACGGGGUAACGGAUGAGAUUUGACGUAUUAUUAGAAACAUUUUUAGAGAAUUGAUAUUCGCUUUCUUCAAG